Messenger RNA from Elephantulus edwardii (Cape elephant shrew), 1189 nucleotides. RefSeq names its product neuromedin-U receptor 2-like. The transcript is spliced from 4 exons. Gene Ontology annotation, cellular component: plasma membrane. Bases 17 to 1189 code for a protein of 390 amino acids. The record is from RefSeq and is a predicted model, not a curated record. Gene Ontology annotation, biological process: G protein-coupled receptor signaling pathway. NCBI's taxonomy places the organism in Eukaryota, Metazoa, Chordata, Mammalia, Macroscelidea, Macroscelididae. Gene Ontology annotation, molecular function: neuromedin U receptor activity.
GAUUUGAGUUUCAGGGAUGGAAAAAGGAGAGAAUAAUUCCUGGAUGCACCUGCUGGAUCAGGAAGAUUCACUGAAGGCAUACCUGAACAGCACGGAGGAUUACCUGGCCUACCUCUGUGGGCCUCGGCGCAGCCACCUCUUCCUCCCCAUGACUGUAGUGUAUACGCUGAUUUUUGUUGUGGGGGUUGUAGGCAAUAUCCUGGUUUGUCUGGUGAUUGUACAGCACGAGACUAUGAAGACGCCCACCAACUACUACCUCUUCAGCUUGGCUGUCUCUGACCUCCUAGUCCUGCUCCUUGGGAUGCCUCUAGAAGUUUAUGAGAUGUGGCACAACUAUCCUUUCUUAUUUGGGCCAAUAGGCUGCUACUUCAAGACGGCACUCUUUGAGACCGUGUGCUUUGCCUCUAUCCUCAGUGUCACCACCGUCAGCGUGGAGCGCUAUGUGGCCAUCCUCUACCCAUUCCGUGCUAAGCUGGAGAGCACGCGGCGGCGGGCGCUCAGGAUCCUCGGUGUGGUCUGGGGCUUCUCAGUCCUCUUCUCUCUGCCCAACACCAGCAUCCAUGGCAUCAAACUCCAGUACUUCCCCAAUGGGUCCUUAAUUCCAGGCUCUGCCACCUGUACCGUCAUCAAGCCCAUGUGGAUCUACAACUUCAUCAUCCAGGUCACCUCCUUCCUCUUCUACGUCCUCCCCAUGACUGUCAUCAGCGUCCUCUAUUACCUCAUGGGGCUCAGACUGAAAAAAGACCAAUUCCUUCAGGUAGAUGAGAUGACUGCAAAUAUCCAGAGACCCCCCAGAAAAUCAGUCACCAAGAUGCUUUUUGUCUUGGUCUUAGUGUUUGCCAUUUGCUGGACUCCAUUCCACAUUGACCGUCUCUUCUUCAGCUUUGUGGAAGAGUGGACUGAAUCCCUGGCUGCUGUGUUUAAUCUCAUCCAUGUGGUGUCAGGUGUCUUCUUCUACCUGAGCUCAGCUGUCAACCCCAUUAUCUAUAACCUGCUGUCUCAUCGCUUCCGGUCAGCCUUCUGGAAAGUGAUUUCUCCUUCAUGCAAACAAUGCCAUUUCCAAGAUCACCCACAGGGUCCAUCUAUCCAGCGGAACACCUUGCUGACAGAAUGCCACCUCAUGGAGCUGAUGGAAGACUCAGCUCCCCAAUUUGCUUGUCGGUCGUCUUUCUGUAGCUCCCACCUCUGA